Messenger RNA from Cercocebus atys (sooty mangabey), 7178 nucleotides. It is a transcript of the gene HDLBP, whose product is annotated as high density lipoprotein binding protein. The record is from RefSeq and is a predicted model, not a curated record. The coding region runs from base 1082 to 4888 and encodes 1268 amino acids. Gene Ontology annotation, molecular function: mRNA binding. Gene Ontology annotation, cellular component: cytoplasm; nucleus. NCBI's taxonomy places the organism in Eukaryota, Metazoa, Chordata, Mammalia, Primates, Cercopithecidae. The transcript has 28 exons.
GGACUUGGCUUCUGAAGGGUGUGUGAGUGGUCUCAGAAGAGACUGACACUAGGUACACAGUGGGGAUUGGCUCAUCACAGCUCUGUGCUGGAGAGUCGGUGUGAGCUGACAUGGACGGAACUGCAUUUUGCAGACUUGUAAUGUGGCUGUCACUGGGCACUGGAGACUUGCCCAGAACCUGGCUUGAUAAGGGGGUGGGUGUCUGGAUUUAAGAAGUGACAUUGGAGCCCGGGACAACCUUGAGUGAGAGACCAUGCCAGGUGGAUAGUCAGCAAGCAAGAGUGGGAGGGCGGAGGGUGGAUGCAGGAGACCAGAGGCAAGUGUCAUUGGAUACCUGUUGGGGCACAUUAGCCUAGAGUGCCCUGCCCCAUUUUGCUCCCAGACUGGCCAGACACUUGGAAUCUCAAGGAGCGCUUGCCAAGUUGUGAAUGUGCUACUGUGACACUUUGGAGACAUUUUCUUACUUUAAUCUUUAAAACUUGCAAACUAGAAUUUUUUGGUGAUGCUUUCAAAUGGAAUACUCUUGAUCAGUUUGUCCUACCUUUCCCCUUCAGUCUUGGGGUACAUCUGUGUGUCUGGUGCAUCUGGGGCCCCAUAGUGUCUCUGGUUUGUGGCAGGUUCCCUGUGUGACUCAAGCCCUGUAUUUAGAGUUUUUAAAAAACUCAUGACCAAGAUUAGAAUUCGGAAAUACCACCAGUCCACAUCCUCUGCUGGAAGGGCGAGACCCUUUUAAUCCAGUCUACUGGAUGCACCCCCUUUGCCAUGAACCGCCUUCUCCGCUCUGGACCCAUGUGUCUCAUGGGCAGGAUUGUUUUCAGGGUGUUAGUAGUAUUCACCAGUUGAGUGGGGCGUUCCUGUUACUGUCAUUGCUUUUCCCAUUUUAGACACAUGCCUCACUCCUGUCAGCAGUUCCACCUUUUCGUGGUUGAGGAGCACAUGUGGUCGCCAGCCUCCCCUCUCCAGAGUCCCCUAAGGCGAGCAAAAGCUGGCAGGCUGACAGAGGCGGCCUCAGGACGGACUUUCUGGCUACCGACCGUUUUGCUGUGGUUUUCCCGGAUUGUGUGUAGGUGUGAGACCAACCAUGAGUUCCGUUGCAGUUUUGACCCAAGAGAGUUUUGCUGAACACCGAAGUGGGCUGGUUCCGCAACAAAUCAAAGUUGCCACUCUAAAUUCAGAAGAGGAGAGCGACCCUCCAACCUACAAGGAUGCCUUCCCUCCACUUCCUGAGAAAGCUGCUUGCCUGGAAAGUGCCCAGGAACCCGCUGGAGCCUGGGGAAACAAGAUCCGGCCCAUCAAGGCUUCUGUCAUCACUCAGGUGUUCCAUGUACCCCUGGAGGAGAGAAAAUAUAAGGAUAUGAACCAAUUUGGAGAAGGUGAACAAGCAAAAAUCUGCCUUGAGAUCAUGCAGAGAACCGGUGCUCACUUGGAGCUGUCUUUGGCCAAAGACCAAGGCCUCUCCAUCAUGGUGUCAGGAAAGCUGGAUGCUGUCAUGAAAGCUCGGAAGGACAUUGUUGCUAGACUGCAGACUCAGGCCUCAGCAACUGUUGCCAUUCCCAAAGAACACCAUCGCUUUGUUAUUGGCAAAAAUGGAGAGAAACUGCAAGACUUGGAGCUAAAAACUGCAACCAAAAUCCAGAUCCCACGCCCAGAUGACCCCAGCAAUCAGAUCAAGAUCACCGGCACCAAAGAGGGCAUCGAGAAAGCUCGCCACGAAGUCUUACUCAUCUCUGCCGAGCAGGACAAACGUGCUGUGGAGAGGCUAGAAGUAGAAAAGGCAUUCCACCCCUUCAUCGCUGGGCCGUAUAAUAGACUGGUCGGCGAGAUCAUGCAAGAGACAGGGACACGCAUCAACAUCCCCCCACCCAGCGUGAACCGGACAGAGAUUGUCUUCACUGGAGAGAAGGAGCAGUUGGCUCAGGCCGUGGCUCGCAUCAAGAAGAUUUAUGAGGAGAAGAAAAAGAAGACUACAACCAUUGCAGUGGAAGUGAAGAAAUCCCAGCACAAGUAUGUCAUCGGGCCCAAGGGCAAUUCAUUGCAGGAGAUCCUUGAGAGAACUGGAGUUUCCGUUGAGAUCCCGCCCUCAGACAGCAUCUCUGAGACUGUAAUACUUCGAGGCGAACCUGAAAAGUUAGGUCAGGCGUUGACUGAAGUCUAUGCCAAGGCCAAUAGCUUCACCGUCUCCUCUGUCGCCGCCCCUUCCUGGCUUCACCGUUUCAUCAUUGGCAAGAAAGGGCAGAACCUGGCCAAAAUCACUCAGCAGAUGCCAAAGGUUCACAUCGAGUUCACAGAGGGCGAAGACAAGAUCACCUUGGAGGGCCCUACAGAGGAUGUCAAUGUGGCCCAGGAACAGAUAGAAGGCAUGGUCAAAGAUUUGAUUAACCGGAUGGACUACGUGGAGAUCAACAUCGACCACAAGUUCCACAGGCACCUCAUUGGGAAGAGCGGCGCCAACAUAAACAGAAUCAAAGACCAGUACAAGGUGUCCGUGCGCAUCCCUCCUGACAGUGAGAAGAGCAAUUUGAUCCGCAUUGAGGGGGACCCACAGGGUGUGCAGCAGGCCAAGCGAGAGCUGCUGGAGCUUGCAUCUCGCAUGGAAAAUGAGCGUACCAAGGAUCUAAUCAUUGAGCAAAGAUUUCAUCGCACAAUCAUUGGGCAGAAGGGUGAACGGAUCCGUGAAAUUCGUGACAAAUUCCCAGAGGUCAUCAUCAACUUUCCAGACCCAGCACAAAAAAGUGACAUUGUCCAGCUCAGAGGACCCAAGAAUGAGGUGGAAAAGUGCACAAAAUACAUGCAGAAGAUGGUGGCAGAUCUGGUGGAAAACAGCUAUUCAAUUUCCGUUCCGAUCUUCAAACAGUUUCACAAGAACAUCAUUGGGAAAGGAGGCGCAAACAUUAAAAAGAUUCGUGAAGAAAGCAACACCAAGAUCGACCUUCCAGCAGAGAAUAGCAAUUCAGAGACCAUUAUCAUCACAGGCAAGCGAGCCAACUGCGAAGCUGCCCGGAGCAGGAUUCUGUCUAUUCAGAAAGACCUGGCCAACAUAGCCGAGGUAGAGGUCUCCAUCCCUGCCAAGCUGCACAACUCCCUCAUCGGCACCAAGGGCCGUCUGAUCCGCUCCAUCAUGGAGGAGUGCGGCGGGGUCCACAUUCACUUUCCCGUGGAAGGUUCAGGAAGCGACACCGUUGUUAUCAGGGGCCCUUCCUCGGAUGUGGAGAAGGCGAAGAAGCAGCUCCUGCAUCUGGCGGAGGAGAAGCAAACCAAGAGUUUCACUGUUGACAUCCGUGCCAAGCCAGAAUACCACAAAUUCCUCAUCGGCAAGGGGGGCGGCAAAAUUCGCAAGGUGCGUGACAGCACGGGAGCACGCGUCAUCUUCCCCGCGGCUGAGGACAAGGACCAGGACCUAAUCACCAUCAUUGGAAAGGAGGACGCCGUUCGAGAGGCACAGAAGGAGCUGGAGGCCUUGAUCCAAAACCUGGAUAAUGUGGUGGAAGACUCCAUGCUGGUGGACCCCAAGCACCACCGCCACUUUGUCAUCCGGAGAGGCCAGGUCUUGCGGGAGAUUGCUGAAGAGUAUGGCGGGGUGAUGGUCAGCUUCCCACGCUCUGGCACACAGAGCGACAAAGUCACCCUCAAGGGCGCCAAGGACUGUGUGGAGGCAGCCAAGAAACGCAUUCAGGAGAUCAUUGAGGACCUGGAAGCUCAGGUGACACUAGAAUGUGCUAUACCCCAGAAAUUCCAUCGAUCUGUCAUGGGCCCCAAAGGUUCCAGAAUCCAGCAGAUUACUCGGGAUUUCAGUGUUCAAAUUAAAUUCCCAGACAGAGAGGAGAACCCAGUUCACAGUGCAGAGCCGGUUGUCCAGGAGAAUGGGGACGAAGCUGGGGAGGGGAGAGAGGCCAAAGAUUCUGACCCUGGCUCUCCAAGGAGGUGUGACAUCAUUAUCAUCUCCGGCCGGAAAGAAAAGUGUGAGGCUGCCAAGGAAGCCCUGGAGGCAUUGGUCCCCGUCACCAUCGAAGUAGAGGUGCCCUUUGACCUUCACCGUUACGUUAUCGGGCAGAAAGGAAGUGGGAUCCGCAAGAUGAUGGACGAGUUUGAGGUGAACAUACAUGUCCCAGCACCUGAGCUGCAGUCUGACAUCAUCGCCAUCACGGGCCUUGCUGCAAAUCUGGACCGGGCCAAGGCUGGACUGCUGGAGCGUGUGAAGGAGCUACAGGCCGAGCAGGAGGACCGGGCUUUAAGGAGUUUUAAGCUGAGUGUCACUGUAGACCCCAAAUACCAUCCCAAGAUUAUUGGGAGAAAGGGGGCAGUGAUUACCCAGAUCCGGCUGGAGCAUGACGUGAACAUCCAGUUUCCUGAUAAGGACGAUGGGAACCAGCCCCAGGACCAAAUUACCAUCACAGGGUACGAAAAGAACACAGAAGCUGCCAGGGACGCUAUAUUGAGAAUUGUGGGUGAACUUGAGCAGAUGGUUUCUGAGGACGUCCCGCUGGACCACCGUGUUCACGCCCGCAUCAUCGGUGCCCGCGGCAAAGCCAUUCGCAAAAUCAUGGAUGAAUUCAAGGUGGACAUUCGCUUCCCACAGAGCGGAGCCCCAGACCCCAACUGUGUCACUGUGACGGGGCUCCCAGAGAACGUGGAGGAGGCCAUCGACCACAUCCUCAACCUGGAGGAGGAAUACCUGGCCGACGUGGUGGACAGCGAGGUGCUGCAGGUGUACAUGAAACCCCCGGCACACGAGGAGGCCAAGGCACCUUCCAGAGGCUUUGUGGUACGGGACGCACCCUGGACCGCCAGCAGCAGUGAGAAGGCUCCCGACAUGAGCAGCUCUGAGGAAUUUCCCAGCUUUGGGGCUCAGGUGGCUCCCAAGACCCUCCCUUGGGGCCCCAAACGAUAAUGAUCAAAAAGCAGAAACCUCUCCAGCCUGCUGACCCGAACCCAACCACACAAUGGUUUGUCUCAAUCUGACCCAGCGGCUGGACCCUUCGUAAAUUGUUGACGCUCUCCCCCCUUCCCGAGGUCUCACAGGGAGCCCAGUGCCUGGCUCUGCGUGCGGCUGCUCCUCCAGGCCUGGCUGUGCGCUGCCCACUCAGGACCUGCUCCACUGUUUAACACUAAACCAAGGUCAUGAGCAUUUGUGCUAAGAUAACAGACUCCAGCUCCUGGUCCACCCGGCAUGUCAGCCAGCACUCCGACCAUCACCAGAGCUCCGCAGCUGUGGCUAGGAUUCGACUUCCUGUGUCAUGACCUCAGGAAAUAAACGUCCUUGACUUUAUAAAAGCCAAACGUUUGCCCUCUUCCUUUCCCACCUCCUGCCCAUUUCCCGUGGUCCAGACCGUCCUGUUGGUGGAGUGCAGUCAGCCUCCUCCAGCUGCCGAAGCGCCUCAGCACAGGUGUCCGCAAGGAGGACCUGGCUCUGGACAGCCGGAGGGCGGGUUCCUGGAGCUGGGGGGUGACCUGAGAGGCAGAGGGUGACUUGGGUUCUCAAGCAGUCCCGAUUUUACCUGCUGUGGGGUCUGAAAGCACCAAGGGUCCCUGCCCCUGCCUCCACUGCCAGACCCUCAGCCUGAGUCUGGUGAGUGAGCCUGGAGGCAAGGCAGUAGGCACCAUCUGAGUCCCCUGUGGCCGUCAGAGUGUCUGCUGUGAUUGAGACGUGCACAGGAUGGGGGAGGUAGGGCCUUACGCUUAUCCUCAGUGGGGCAGUUUGCCUUAGAUGACAGCUAGGCUUUUCUUCACGCCACCUGCAGCCCCUGCCCUAGAUGCCGUGUUCAGUUGCCUUCUUUCUACCUCAGCCGGCGUGGAGUGGUCUCUGCAGUUGGUGCCACCCCACACACUCAUCUCUUGAUUGAGACGUUUCUGGUGGUUGUGGGUUUCCCGUGGAGCUGGGGGUGGGCGCCAUGUACCAAAGCUGGAGGCUGGCGCUUUCCCUCAGCACAGGUGGGUCAGCGGCCAGCAGGCCCAUCCAGAGUGGGAGUGGGCACUCCCACCCCACCCACAGGCCGUCCAGAUGUGCAUGCCAGCCCCUAGGAGCAGGUCCCGGGUGAUUGCCAGUUUUCACGGUCCAGGGCCAAGAGACGAUGGCAUGGGGCCUGGAGCAUGAGGUAGAGCAGAAUGCAGACCACACCACUGGAUGCCAAGAGCCCCUGCUCUCCGAGGGAGGCAUCUGUGUCUUGCUGUGAGGGCCGAGGACGGGGCCCAGUCUCUGGUUUUCUGGUCUUCCCAUCCUUGUCUCUGUCCCCCACAGAGGUGACAGAGCUGCUGGCGAGUUGUCCCAGGUAUUUGAGUUACGGAAAAGCUGACUGGCGCCCAUCCAUCUCCCAGCCCUUCCCUGGGGACAGUCGCUUCUGCCUUGACACCUCACCCCCAGUGUUUCUAUCAGUUGAAUAACUCAAGCUUGGUCAUCUUCAGACUCCGGAAUUCCUGAGUAGACCCAGAAGGGCUUAGCCCAAGUCUAGCUGCAGCUGCCUCGGCAAGUCCGCAUUUGCUCAGGCAGCCCUAAUCGGGCCUGUUCACAGGAAUGGUCAAUUGGAUCGGAAGGAACAUUUCCUCCAGCUUCACAGGUUAGGGUGACCGUGGCUUAGGAAACGGAAGGACAGCGAGGCACUUUUCCGCCUUUCCCGGGAUCUGUCCCCUCCACCUCCACGGGGGAGGCCGCUGGGGGAGGGACUGCCACCUCUUCCCCAUCUGCGUGAGUUCUGUCCUGUUCGCUGCUUGCUUCCAGCUCCCUCCAGUCUCCAUCCCAGCGGGUUCCUCCUCUGUCUUUUCUAUAAUGUCCAAAAACAUCCGGCCCCUACGCCCCCAAAGGUAAAUUUUAAUUCUCCCCGAAUUUUGCACAUCUCUGUAUGUCACUCGAUGUCUCAGACGCAAGCCCUUUCCUACACUGUUUUGGCUUUUCUCUCUUUUCCUUCGGGUGGUGGUUGUAAGGGUGAUGAAAUGACAGUCCCCAGCCUGCCUCCCUGAAGCCUCUGUGCUGUCGGGAGAGCCCUGGGCAGGGAUGAGGCUGGGGUGAGGCGUGUGUGUGCUUUUUCUCUUGUCGGAUGUCUUCCAUAUUAUCUGUUUCCAUAGCUACAAUCCAUCCCUUGGCCUUAACUUUGGAAUUUGGAGAUUAUAUGCAAACAUGUGUAAAGGCUCAUGAAUAUGGAUGACACUGGAAUUUUAUAAAUUCUAAAAUAAAACCCGAAACCAGA